Zootermopsis nevadensis is the source of this 2574-nucleotide messenger RNA. The record is from RefSeq and is a predicted model, not a curated record. NCBI's taxonomy places the organism in Eukaryota, Metazoa, Arthropoda, Insecta, Blattodea, Termopsidae.
UCACACAUAUGAGCAUUUCAAAGAUGGCGUCUCUCCCCGUGAAGAAAUUUCUUCAUCUGGUGUUAAUAGGGAUGUUAAUUGUCAUCGGUCCUGCGAGAGGACGCGUCCUUCUGACUGAGGAACAGAACCACAUGGCUUUGUGCGUAGAGGCGAUCGCCCAAAAGUAUUUUUCCGAUGGACGAUCCCUUCUGUUCUCCGUGCCCAGAGACGUACGUGAGGUCACCGGACGCCCCCGGGUUCAACUUUCGUACGGCGAUGACCUUGAUCUGGUGAACUCGGUGCUGCAAAAAAUAAACGAGAACAUGAGUUGCCCAGUGCAGUUUCCCUCAGACGCCGAGGUAACAAUGACAGCCGAGACGAAUUACAACUACAUCAUUUUCAUCUGGCGAGAACAGGAACACGAGAACGUCAUAGAUUGUCUUCGAAGACAACUGGACACGCUGAGUGACAGCGAGAUUCAGCAAUGGAAUCCGCGAGGGAGAUUCGUUGUCGUGGUAACUGAUCACAACAGCGGUACUCCCCGGUCCCUUGCUCAUGAAAUAUAUGAAACGAUGUGGGAGGAACACAGUAUCUUCGACAAUGUUGUUAUAAUAUCAAAUUCUGAAAGAAAUCACCUCCAGAAACAAAUGAGAAACCUGUCUUCGGAAGGGGCGAUAUUUGAUUUGUUCUCUGGAUUCCCAUAUCAAAGAGGAAACUGCGGUAAAGUGAAUGAAGUUACUCUGAUGGAUCAAUGCAUUGUUCAAAGCAACGUCACAUUUCCUAGCAGAGCGAAUCUGUUCCCUCCAAAAAUACCUAAAGAUUUCCAGAACUGCGUCAUCAGAGUAGCGACCAUUGGAAUCGAGCCCUUUGUGAUUCUGAAUAAAAACCACACGCGAAAAGAUGGCACCACCGAGUACGACGUCCGUGGUUUCUCGGUCGAGUUCUUCCUCCUCUCGGCAAGGAAAAUGAACAUGACCGUCGUGUUCCUUCCACCUGUGUUAGAAAUUACUUUUCAGGGUGGCUGGACCGUAAUGGAGAACCUGGUUGGCGGUUCGGCUGAAGUCAUCGUCGGCUUAGUUCCAAUGCUUCCAAUAAUCAUAACACCAGAUUCUGAGCCGUCAAUACCUUACAUACAUGGCACGAUAAAAUGGUUAGUUCCUUGUCCACAAGCUAUGCCAAGGGUUGAGAAAAUCAUUACCAUGUUCGAUGCAUCUGUCUGGUUGGCAAUAACACUUUGUUUUGUUUUGACGUCAGUAGUGUUUUGGUGUUUGGCAAGCAUUUCAGACAGCUUGGCCAUGAAGGAGUCUAACACAUUACAGACAAUCACCAGCUGUAUGUACAGUACUUGGGCAAUUUUCGUCGGGAUAUCUGUUACAGAGAUGCCUAAAACUUGGAAAACCAGGGUUUUCUUCGUCUUUUAUGUGUGUUACUGUUUUGCUAUUAACACAGUUUUCCAAGCUUUUUUCGUAUCAUAUCUUGUCGAGCCAGGGUACGAAGAUAGGAUAGAGACGUUUGAUGAACUCGUGGAGUCAAACGUAUCCUACGGAUUCAACUCGGCCAUGGAGACGGGAAUAUUGACUACGGAUUACACCGAACAGAUUAAGUUGUUUGCGUCACGACGUAUAGACUGCAGUGAUAUGGAGAACUGCAUAAAGCGAAUACUACAAGAUCACGAUAUCGCUACUAUAGCUGUCCCUACGUAUGCCAAAUACGUGGCAAAUAAAUUCGGGACUGAAGGUAAAACGGAUGCUCCUUGUACCCUAGACGAGAACCUGAUUGACGGAAGCAUCGUCGUUCUGUUGCGCAGAGGAAGUCCAAUACUGAACCAACUCAACAAAUUCAUCAGGCUAAGCCAGGAAGGAGGACUCGUGGAUAGAUACUGGGCAGAAUUAAAUUCUGACGCACUUCUGAAGAGGAUACCGGAAUCUGACAAAGACGGCAGCACCGGAUACUUCGUAUUCUCAGUUUCUCACACUGGACCAGCAUUUGCUCUGCUUCUUUGCGGCCAUGCGCUCAGCCUUCUCGUCUGCCUUGCCGAAUGCGUUUACAGGCGCAUCAAACAACGCUGGAGCAAGGAAAACACAGGGCGACGGCGGUCGUCGAACUUGCAAUAAAAACCCUUGAAGUCUGAACGCGGGUUUUGGAUUUGUCCACAAUGGAAAGAAUAUAACAUUUUGUAACAAGUUGCUUUUUUACAGAGUGGGGUUGUCAGCCCCACGUCCAACCCCCAACCUGGAGGACCAGACCUCUGUAUUUACAGCCCCCGGAGGUAGGGUGGCCCAGCUAUACCCCCAGGCACUGGGCAGAUCGGGUACCUCGGGGGUACCAGUCCCCCGUAUCCACUGAUGUCGGUCCCUGAGGGGGGAUAUAUAUAGGUAUGCAAAUACCUACAUUCUAUUUAUCAUAAAUUUACGAAACAAGACUGGUGAGAUAAUUUUUAAUUAAUUAUCCAUUUAAAUUAAUGUACUAAACUCAGUGUGUAUGUGUGCUUGUUUCAAAUGUAGGGCACAUUCUUCGUGUUGUGAUUAAUCAACUGCACCAGCUAUUGAGUAGAACACAAGCUUGAAGGAUCUUAUUAAACACACUUACCUGUCC